GUAGUGGGCAACCCAGUGACGCGGGAGUUUGAAGUUGGACGACAUAUUGCCAGCGGGGGUCCUGGUUUGUGCUGGAGAAUCUACAAUGGCACUAAGAAGUCCACCAAACAGGAAGUGGCAGUGUUUGUGUUUGAUAAAAAGAUGGUUGAUAAGUAUCAGAAAUUUGAGAAGGACCAAAUUGUUGAUUCGCUGAAAAAAGGGGUGCAACAGCUGACCAGACUGCGCCACCCACGUCUCCUGACUGUGCAGCAUCCUCUUGAAGAGUCACGAGACUGCUUGGCGUUUUGUACAGAGCCUGUGUUUGCCAGUCUGUCCAACGUGUUGGGCCAGUGGGAGAACCUGCCCAGCCCCAUGCCCAACGACAUUAAGGAGUACAAACUCUACGAUGUGGAGACCAAGUAUGGCUUACUACAGAUCUCGGAGGGUUUGUCCUUUCUCCACAGUGGGGUGAAAAUGGUCCACGGCAACUUGUGUCCAGAGAACAUCAUCCUCAACAAGAGUGGAGCCUGGAAGAUUAUGGGAUUUGACUUCAGCAUCUCCUCUACUAACCCCUCAGAUGCCGAGCUUAAGUACACAUGUAAAGAGUGGGAGCCCAACCUCCCGUCACUCUGCCUCCCCAACCCUGAGUACCUGGCCCCUGAGUACAUCCUGUCAGUCAGCUGUGACUCCGCCUCCGACAUGUACUCGCUGGGCGUGGUCAUGCAUGCCGUCUUCAAUGAGGGCAAGCCUGUUUUCAAAGUCAACAAGCAUGACAUAUUUAAGAGCUUCAGCAGGCAACUGGACCAGCUGAGCAGCAUAAGUCCAGCAGUGUUGAACAAGAUCCCAGAGGAGGUUCGGGAGCAUGUCAAAAUGCUGCUCAGCGUCACACCCAACGUCCGACCAGAUGCAGACCAGAUGACCAAGAUCCCAUUUUUUGAUGACGUGGGUGCUGUGACCCUGCAGUACUUUGACUCCCUCUUCCAGAGGGAUAACCUACAGAAGUCCCAGUUCUACAAAGGCCUCCCUAAAGUCCUGCCCAAACUACCCAAGAGAGUGGUGGUGUAUCGAAUCUUGCCGGCGCUGACCUCUGAGUUUGUCAACCCGGACAUGGUUCCCUUCGUGCUCCCCAACGUGCUGCUGAUCGCAGAGGAGUGCACCAAGGAGGAGUAUAUUCGUCUCAUCAUGCCUGACCUCACGCCUGUUUUCAAGCAGCAAGAGCCCGUUCAGGCUAGUAAUAUGAUCCUGCUGAUAUUCCUGCAGAAGAUGGACCUACUGUUGACCAAGACACCCUCGGAGGACAUUAAGAACAGCGUGCUGCCUAUGGUCUACAGAGCUCUGGAAGCCCCUUCUGUUCAGAUCCAGGAGCUGUGCCUGAACAUCAUCCCAACGUUUGCCAACCUGAUCGACUACCCGUCCAUGAAGAACUCUCUCAUCCCUCGAAUCAAAUCAGCCUGCCUACAGACCUCUUCCCUUGCUGUACGAGUGAACUCUUUGGUGUGUCUAGGGAAAAUUUUGGAGUAUCUCGACAAGUGGUAUGUCAUUGAUGAGAUCCUGCCCUUCCUACAACAGAUCCCCUCCAGAGAACCAGCAGUACUCAUGGGCGUUCUAGGAAUCUAUAAGUGCACCUUCAGCCACAAAAAAUUGGGCAUCCCCAAAGAGCACCUUGCCACCAAGAGUCUGCCCCACCUUGUGUCUCUUAGUAUAGACAACAACCUCAACCUUAACCAGUUUAACUCGUUCAUGGUGGUUAUACGGGACAUGCUGAGUCGCAUGGAGAAUGAACACAAGACCAAGUUGGAGCAGCUGCACAUCAUGCAGGAGCAGCAGAGGAGUAUAAACAUCUCAAACCCAGGGAACCAAUCCGAGCAGACCAAGAGCCCACCUAGCAGUGGCAACCAGAUUGACGAUAUCUUUGGCAGCACAGGGGUGAACGGGAAAGAGAAUGGAUCUGCAGCAACAGCUCCACAGCCUAAUAGAAUGUCUCUGACUCUGGAGGAGAAACAGCGAUUGGCUAAGGAGCAGGAGCAGGCAGCCAAACUGAGGAACCAGCAGCCAUUAGCACCACAGAGUAUCCAACCAGCCAACGCCAAUAACACAAAGACUAAGGAUCUGACAAGCAGCCUGCUCAACAGCAUGACAUCUCUAAACAGCCUGUCCUUGGCCAACACAGCACGACCAGCCCCAGCGCAGGGCACCACCAUCCCCGCCUUCCCCUCCUCCGGCCCCAUGGUGGGCUCCAUGGGUGCCCCGGUCUCCAACGGCUUUAACCCACCCAUGGGCUUUCAAACAGGCGGUAUGGGCAUGGGGAUGGGGAUGGGCAUGCGGCCCUCCGGGCCCCCUCUCUACAGCGGCAUGGCCACCGCCACCAGCACCCCAAACUUUGGAGCCCUCACGCAGAAUCAAGGACCUGUUGGGCAGACAAAUAAAGCCCCCAACUUAUCAGCCUUGGACAGUCUUUUCACACCCAGCCAGUCCAAAGUCACCCUCAACCAAAUGGGUCCAAAGGCUACACCUGGCACCAACACCCCUUGGCUCAAUCAGUUUGGUUCAGCCCAGAACGCUCAGACUCCGAUGCAGGGUGCACCAGUAGGUAUGGGAGGAGUGCCCAGCGGGUUUGGGAUGCAAGCAAACCCUUUUUUCAGCCCGCAGAACUUUUCUCAACCUGCUGCUGCCCCUAGCCUGAACCAAAGUGGAAUUAAACAUAGUUCAUCUGUCAACAAUGACCUGAAAGACUUAUUCGGCUAAACGUAAAAAAAAUAAAUAAAAAGAUGCCAGGUUAAGUAUAUUCCUUUUAAUAUCUUUGGACAGAAGAGCCUUGAAUUCUCACAGAACAAGACACUGAUUGAAUGUGAACAUUUCAAAUCCUUUUAAGGACAUUGCCGUCUGUGUUUUUAAUCUGACCUGGUAUGAAUUCUGACUCUUGCUCACAUUCAGCCGGAAAAUUAACCUGCAUCUGAAUAUUCGUUUCUACUUGACCAGAAGGUUGGGUGGGAACUACUUCUUCUAUGCUGUGUUCUUUCAAUGCUGGGGGGUUUCCUACUAUUUUGUACUUGACAUUCUUGGGAGUCUAAAUGUUGUGGGUUGAUAUUAAUCCCAACUUGGUUUAUUUCGGUAAGGUUUUGAGUUCAUUUCAUGAGUGAUUGAGUGGAUUUCACUUCCUGAACAAGUUGCAUCAGAAUUACCUCUUAAAAAUUGGCGGUAAAAGAAGGAAAAAAGUAGCUUCACAUCUGCUUCGUUUUAGGCUUCUGUAUCUUUAUUGCUUCUCCAGACUAUUUUAGAAUUUGCUGCAUGUCUAAAGCGAUCAGAGAGUUGGCUUAAAUACAAAAACCGCAUACACCAAAACGUCUAAGGCCAGUGGGAGGUAGCUUGAUGUGUAGCACUGACAAGUCUGCAGUCACUGAUCUGCAUCCAGGAGGCUCCUCCGUGGAGAUCUGAAAGGGUGUGUAAAAACCUAACAUUCGCGGUUCAGACGGAGAAAACCAAGUAGCCCCACUGCAGUCUGUCUCCAUGGUAACUGUUUCACUGCAGCACCACAAACCUGAUUCUGUCUGUUUUUUUUUUUUUAACCCUUUGGACUCAUUCUUUUAUCAUCAGGUUCCAAGGCUGCAAAGCUUGCUUUUUUCCGUUGCCUAAUUUGACAUCUAAGCGAGCAUGUUGAAAAGGGAAGGGUUAGUUUUGUCUGGUCAAAGUUUGUUGAGGACCAUUUCACCUCCUUUGGUAACAAAAAAAAAAAAAAAAAAAUCAUAUCAAUUUCUGUAAAUUCAGUAUGAAUGAUUUAUCUGUGUCUUACAGUGGAAUAGGAUGUGUGGAGAAGCUAUUACAGCAGUGUCCUUUUUAACAAGAUGCUAAUGCUAAAAGGCGAUGAUCAAGGACCAUAUGCACUGCUUAGGCUAUUACGACGCCUUACACGUGUACACAUGUAGGACCGGCACUCAUCGGUUACUCAAGUAUUAAUUUUUUCCUUUUUUAAAAUCAGCUGUCUGGCAUUUGCUUCUCUAAUUACUUGCUUUGUUGCAUGUUACUGAACUUGACCACAACAGAUCUAAAGUUAGAUUUUUAGCAUCUUUUCUACUAAUGAUUCCUAAUGAUUCCAGUGACUUUUUUUUUUCUCACACAUUCAGCUCCGAUGAAGUUUUUAAGGGUCUCAAUCGCAAUUCUGCAGUGCACCAUUUCUGUUGACCAAUUUGUACAAUGGAGAUUAUCACUAUAUAUUUUGAUUUCACCACUUUUCAGCUGUCUGAGGAGCUGUGCUGGUGACAUAUUGUUAUGAAGUGUAAAUAUAUAGUUAUUUAAAGAAGGAUUGCUCUGUAAGGGCAUUGGCAUUUUUAUGUCCUUCUGAUAAUGGUUAAGAGGCCUUAGAUGAGUUGUGUGCAAUAAUCCUUAUUGGUUGUUAAGGGUGCUUAUCGAUUGGCUCAAGCAGCCGUUGAUGUGUCCUUACCUUCAUCUCCACCGACCUACAAUAAUUAUGUAGGUGUGUCAGAUUUUCUGAACAGCUGCACAUUAAUGUGUCCUCAUUCUAAAUAUUACAGUUUUGAAGAGAAUUACACCACGUUAGGGUUUUUAGAUGCACCUUGGACACACUGUUUCUGCUGACAAUGAUUGUUGUUAUGCUGAAGUGUAAUGUCGGUUAUCAGAUAACUUUAGUUUUUGUGUAAUAAUGCCAACUUUACAGGGUGAGCUCUCUCCAGCCGCAUGGCAGUUGUUACUUGCUUGUGAAUUUGACUUUGCGCAAUUCCCCAUAUUUGUCCCAUAAGACUACAAAUGUUUGUGAUUGGAGCUUUGUCACGUGUAGAUCGGCAAUUUUAAUUUAAUCACAAAGUGGAUGUGACCUGUCAAGCGUCUGUCUCAUCUCCUGGCAGAACCUCAAAGCAGAAAAUUAAAGCUUAUUCUUCUACAAGAUUGUUUGUAUACCACUGCUUUCAAUAUAUGUGUAGUGUGUGGUCCUUGUUUUAUGUGUUGAGGUGCUGGUCUCUGAGGUGUUCAAUGAUAAAUCUGUACAUAUAAAGCAAAGUACACAAUCUAAUACUCUCAAAGGGUGGUCGGUUUUUUGUGUUGGCUUUAAAACACCACAUCAGACUGGAUUGUAUGUAACUUUAAUAAAAUAAAAAGACAGUGCUCCAA
This is a messenger RNA of Perca fluviatilis (European perch), 5100 nucleotides long. RefSeq names its product SCY1 like pseudokinase 2 (gene scyl2). The record is from RefSeq and is a predicted model, not a curated record. Lineage: Eukaryota; Metazoa; Chordata; Actinopteri; Perciformes; Percidae. Gene Ontology annotation, molecular function: ATP binding; protein kinase activity. The transcript has 18 exons. Bases 142 to 2724 code for a protein of 860 amino acids. Gene Ontology annotation, biological process: protein phosphorylation.